AUGUUGACGGAGGCGGUGGUAGUGCCGUGGCUGCAAUGGAAGCGAUACGCGCAUGCAUAUCCGUCGCCAAACGACGACGUCCCCCUUGAGCGACUUGACCGGCCGAUGUUCGGAAUACGCAGUGAACACAAAGUGGCGUCGAGUGACGGGAGACAAGCGAGCGGACCUUGCUGCGACAGUCUGGUCGACUGGCCGGCCAACUGCUUCUGUGACUCGCUGUGCGUGCGUGCAUGCCUACGACCGCCCCUACGCAGGCAAGCAUUGGUCACCGGGUCGAGUGCUCACCCGGUUUCGCGUAACCGCUACUCUUUCCUACUUUACUAUCGUCUCUCUUUAGCUAACUGGCUCGGCUGGCACAUAACACCGCUGCCGCCCCUUCGCCUGCCUUCCUAUUUGGUCAAGGCCGAUGACACUGACUGGGGCGUCAGUUUUUUUUUGCUUUUUUGUACCCAGAAUUACCAGCCAAGCGAUCGAUCGACCUACCGACAGGCGGACGGGCUGACGGGCGAAAAGACCGGUGGGAUGGGCGAUCGGACAGACGACGGCUCGGUUAGUCGGGCUGUCGGCCGGUCGGGCGGUAUUUUUUUAAAGUUGAACUUUGCCACAGCGUCAGGCGCCGCGGUUAGGCGCGACGACGUGUCUGAGCCUGGACAGGUAUCUGUCAAUGGUCCUCGACCGGAUGGAGGAGGGGAAACUUUUGCGUGGCACGCACGGAAUGACUUGAAUAAAAAACACCGUGCUUCCCUCAUUCUUGAGGAUGCAAGUGCAAGGUAA
Molecule: messenger RNA, 774 nt
Organism: Soboliphyme baturini
Lineage: Eukaryota; Metazoa; Nematoda; Enoplea; Dioctophymatida; Soboliphymatidae
Source: the annotation of a GenBank genome assembly